AAAUAGUAACAGCUUGAAAAUCUAAGUUCCUUGUUGUCUUUGAUUAUGGUUCUUACCUACAAACAAGGUUACUUGUCACCUCAACCAUUUCUCAUCAGAGACAUAACAUCUAGGUUUCCACCUCCACUAAGCUUCUCGCUUAAACUUCAAGGCCAACCAAAACUCAGGAGCAUUGUUAAAAUGUCAGCGACUGAAGUCACAAAUCCGACAAUCUCAUACGAGUCCUUCGCAGUAAAGCCUCCUUUGCAUCCUACUUAUGAUUUGAAGGGCAUUAUAAAGUUGGCACUUGCAGAAGAUGCUGGGGAUCUAGGUGAUAUAACAUGCUUGGCCACCAUUCCAUUUGACAUGGAAGUGGAAGCUUAUUUCUUGGCGAAGGAGGAUGGCAUCGUUGCUGGAAUUGCACUUGCAGAGAUGAUAUUUAAUGAAGUUGAUCCUUCUUUAAAGGUGGAGUGGUCUAAAAAAGAUGGAGAUUUUGUCCAUAAAGGACUACAGUUUGGAAAAGUUCAUGGACGAGCACAUAACAUUGUUGUAGCGGAAAGGGUGGUGCUAAACUUUAUGCAGAGGAUGAGUGGCAUUGCAACUUUAACCAAGGCAAUGGCAAAUGCAGCAUCCCCUGCUUAUAUACUGGAGACUAGAAAAACUGCUCCGUGUUUACGUUUGUUGGAUAAGUGGGCGGUAUUAAUUGGUGGAGGACGUAAUCAUAGAAUGGGUUUGUUUGACAUGGUUAUGAUAAAAGAUAAUCAUAUAUCAACAGCUGGAGGUGUUACAAAUGCCCUAAAAGCUGUCGACCUGUAUCUGGAGAAAAAUAGCCUUCAAUUGGAGGUUGAGGUUGAGACUAGGACUCUUGAGGAAGUGGAAGAAGUACUACAGUAUGCAUCUCAAACAAAGACUUCUUUAACUCGAAUAAUGUUGGAUAAUAUGGUUGUACCUUUAUCAAACGGAGAUGUUGACAUAUCUAUGCUGAAAGAAGCUGUGCGGUUGGUCAAUGGGAGAUUUGAAACUGAGGCUUCAGGCAAUGUUACUAUCGAUACAGUACAUAAAAUCGGGCAAAGUGGAGUGACCUACAUUUCUAGUGGUUCCUUGACUCAUUCAGUGAAAGCACUUGAUAUCUCCCUCAAAAUUGAUACUGAAUUGGCGCUUAAAGUUGGAAGGCGCACCGGAAGAGCUUGAUUAUGAUAUCUCUUAUAUCAUUCCUUGCUGGUCUUCACUACGCGGCAUAUGCCUUAUUUUGAAAUCUAAUAUGACCUUCAUGAAGUAAUGAAACACAACUCAAAUAAUAUAUAUAUAGCAUUUAGUAGAUUUCUCUUCUCUGUUAACAAGAAAGCUUGAAGCUUUGAUAUGAAAUACUUUUUUUUGCCAUCAAUUUGCUAGAUGGUGGCUAGAAUGACUAAGUGAUGUUACACCAGUUAGGAUGAUAGAAUAAUAAGCAUUGCUUUCAGAAACAUUGAACAAGAGAGAGAGAAGAAUAAGAGUAAGAUAAGAUAUAAAUCAAGUUAGAUUUUAUCCUAACCUAUGUAUGAGUAUGGUAAGAUAUUAUUUGUUCUAAUGUUUUAUGCAUCUAAUAAUUUGUGGGACAAUA
This is a messenger RNA of Medicago truncatula (barrel medic), 1579 nucleotides long. RefSeq names its product nicotinate-nucleotide pyrophosphorylase [carboxylating], chloroplastic. NCBI's taxonomy places the organism in Eukaryota, Viridiplantae, Streptophyta, Magnoliopsida, Fabales, Fabaceae. Gene Ontology annotation, biological process: NAD+ biosynthetic process; quinolinate catabolic process. Gene Ontology annotation, cellular component: cytoplasm. The record is from RefSeq and is a predicted model, not a curated record. The transcript is spliced from 11 exons. Gene Ontology annotation, molecular function: nicotinate-nucleotide diphosphorylase (carboxylating) activity. The coding region runs from base 46 to 1170 and encodes 374 amino acids.